Messenger RNA from Lithohypha guttulata, 1530 nucleotides. RefSeq lists its product as uncharacterized. Gene Ontology annotation, biological process: transmembrane transport. Lineage: Eukaryota; Fungi; Ascomycota; Eurotiomycetes; Chaetothyriales; Trichomeriaceae. The record is from RefSeq and is a predicted model, not a curated record. Bases 1 to 1530 code for a protein of 509 amino acids. Gene Ontology annotation, molecular function: transmembrane transporter activity. The transcript has a single exon.
AUGUGGAUCAUUCCGCGGGCAAAGAGCCUGCUCAAGAGCCUCAGUGCAAGGGUAAAAGGCCUUGAUGCACAGGGUGAUGAGACCGUACCACCAUCCAUGAUCACACCCACUCAAGAAGUAUGGGGCGUCGGUCUCUUUUCGCUGCUCUUCUUUUCCUGGGGUUUGGCGUACGGACUCCUGGACAUCAUGAACUACCAUGUAAAGAUAGCUCUCGGCAUCUCCAGGGGCUCUGCUGCGCUGCUCGCAAUGAGCUAUUACUUUGCUUACCUGAUCGUUCCUCUUCUGGUUGGUGGUACCAUUGUCAAGCGUUUCGGCUACCGUGCCGCGGCAUUCGUGGGUUUGGUUCUGCUGGCGACGGGUGACCAGCUGAUGAGUCUGGGCGCUGCUCGACUCAAUUUCGGUGGCAUGUGUGGCGCGCACUUUGUGGUUGGGAUGGGAGUCAGCACGCUGGAAAGAUGUGCAAAUGCCUACGUGGUCAACUGCGGACCACGACCACGUUCUACCUUGCGGAUUCUGGUGGCGCAGAGUGCUGCUGCACUAGGCACUGUGAUAGCGCCUCUGCUCGCCAACAGUGUCAUCUUCGACCCGAGCAAGAGCACAGUCCGGCCGCUGCCAGACCCCGAGGUUCCAGGCACUUGCUUGAUGCCCCCACCGGCAGCCAAGGGAGAGGCUGGUGACCUGAGCUCAGUAGUCAGCUUCUACAGGUUCCUCGGCCUGUCGGUUUACGUCUUUGCGGUUUUGCUUGCCGUCUUGUUCUAUAGAACAAAAUGGGUUGUUGAGCCUGAGGUUCUGAGAAGUCCUCAGCUCGAGCACAACCGGCUGAUGUUCUGGAAGCAUCCGCUGUGCAGCCGACGACAGCUCAGACUUUGGCUCGGUGUUGGUGCAAACUUUCUCAACCUGGGUUGUCAAGUUGUCGUUGCUCAGUUCCUGAUGGAGCACCUGCGUGUUGACGCUUGUGCCAGCGAUAGGACAGCCGCGAAUGGUAUGAUGUAUGCACAAAUUCUCUUUCUUUUCGGACGACUGGUUGCCGCUGCAGCAAUCGAACUGCCAAGCCUACCUGGACUGAAGGCUUCGAAGCUGGUUCAAAAUAUGUUCAGGCCUCGAAUUGUUCUGAAUGUGUUCCUAGCUGGUGCAGUUGCAUUCACAGGUGCAGGUAUUGGCGCUCGAGGAAUCGUGGCAAUCGCCUGCAUUUGCCUGGUCAUGUUCUUCGAGGCACCCUCCUUUCCGAUGAUCUUUGAAGGUGCUACUGCUGGCAUGGGUACAUGGACUGCCUCUGGAGAAUCUCUGAUGAUCGGCUCAAUCGCUGGUGGUGGACUUCUGCCCUUCAUCAACGGGGUCCUCGUUGACCAUUUCGGGGUAGCCAAGAGCUGGAGUUUGGCAACAGCAGCAUUUGGAGUCGUAUUCUCGUAUGCACUCUUAUGGAAUAUUGUGCCCUCGUUCAAGGAGGAUAUCGACAAGGCACAUGCCGAGCACAAGAGCGGCAGCACCAACGAAGGCAAAGAGAUACGUUCGGGGUCGGAGAAUUCUUAG